GCGGAACGAACGGAUCGGGUUUGAUCCCUGAUAAAUGGAAAUUUAAAUUUGUUUCAAAGUGUGUUUGCUAAACAAAGUUUAGAUCGGAAUUGGAUACGGUGUCCGGUGUGCGCGCAAUGUUUGCAAUACGAAAACAAAGAGAAUCAGGAAUGGUGCAGGUUACAGUGAAAGAGGGGAUAUUAGAGGGAGAGUUGUUGCACAAUAAUUACGGCGGCCAGUUGUACAGCUUUAAGGGCAUUCCCUAUGCCGAGCCUCCAGUGGGAGACCUGAGAUUCAGGGCUCCUAGACCGCCACAACCAUGGACCGGCGUGCGAGACGCGACGAAGCUGGGCGAAGAUUGUUACCACUACGAUCCUUUCUUCGGCACCCCGACUCAGGGCAGCGAAGACUGCCUGUACCUUAACGUGUACACCCCCGAGAUAUCCCCCUCUAAGCCUCUGCCAGUCAUGGUGUGGAUUCACGGCGGAGGCUUCAUCGCUGGGAGCGGUUCCGAUGAGUUAUAUGGGCCAGAAUUUUUACUUAGACUCGACGUCAUUUUGGUCACGAUUAACUACAGACUCGAGGUGCUCGGCUUUCUCUGCCUGGACACGGCGGAGGUGCCCGGCAACGCGGGCAUGAAGGACCAGGUAGCUGCACUCAGGUGGGUGCGCACAAACAUUGCCAGUUUCGGGGGAGAUCCCGAAAAUAUUACGAUAUUCGGAGAGAGCGCGGGGGGUGCAAGCGUAUCUUUUCACCUUAUAUCACCCAUGAGCAAAGGGUUAUUCAAGAGAGCAAUAUCACAGAGUGGCAACUCCACCUGCCCGUGGGCGAUGACCUCUAUGGUAAAAGAAAGAUCACUACAACUGGCUAAAGAUUUGGGAUGCGACUCCAAAGAUGAGAAGGAAGUAUACGAAUUUUUGAAAGCACAGCCUGUGGAAGCGCUAGUCGACAAACGUAUUAAACUGACGUACGCUGAAGCCAAUAAAGAGUCGGCUUUUAUAUACUUCAAUGUUGUUGAAGAAAAACAAUUUGGCGACAAUGAAAGGUUCAUGCCCGGUGCCCCCAAUGAUCUACUACGGGCCGGUAUUCACGAAGGCGUGGAUGUCAUGAACGGCUACACAGAAGACGAGGGAGUUUUGAUGAUAUCCGUCGGACUGGACAUUCCGAAAGUACUCGAUCAAGCUAACAAGUAUCCUGAAUACUUCGCACCAUUACCGGUAAUCUACAACGGUAAAAUAACCGACCAAAUGGAAGUGGGAAAAAUGAUAAAGGAAUACUAUUUUAAGGACGAAGAAGUUUCUACGAGUAACGUAGAUCGUUUGUAUGCUUUCCUCGGCGCCGACAGCUUUAUAUAUCCUGCGAUUUUGUGGCAAAAACUUUGUGCAAAAAAUGGCAGCAAUAACAAUUAUUUGUACAAAUUCACCUGCAAAUCUGAAAAAAACAUAAUGAAAAACUUGUUCGGAGUGUCGCAUCUGGUAGGCGACAAGAUUGUGGUCAGCCAUGCAGACGACUUGCCUUAUCUAUUCCCUAUGAAAAUUUUCGCAAAAAAGAGUCCCAGACUGGGUAUAAACUCUACAUUCUACAGGAUGAUGGAUCAAGUAACCAAGCUUUGGACAAAUUUCGCUAAAUAUGGUAACCCAACACCUGAUGCAAAUCUUGGCGUGAUCUGGAAGCCAUACACAUUGGAGAAUCAAGACUACUUGGACAUCGGGGAGUACCUAGUGCCCGGCACCGCACCAGAUAACGACGAAAUACAAUUCUGGGAACGCAUCUAUCAGAAGUAUAAUACAAAAUGUGCUCCGUGAACGAAUAUAUAAAGUUUUACAAAAAUUGAAUAUAGAGCCAAGAAUUAACUUUUAGUUUACUACCCCAUAGCCAACAAUAAUGUGAACUACAAAAUUGCUAAACUAUCUAUCAAGCAUGAAAAGGCUGUUAAAUGUAAAUGCACAUAUACGGUUAUAGUAAUAAGCAAUGCAAAUGUUUUGAUGAUACUUUUUGUUAUGUAAAAUUUAAAUUAUAUUAUACAUAUACGCGUUACGGUAACCGGUCA
Messenger RNA from Papilio xuthus (Asian swallowtail), 2029 nucleotides. RefSeq names its product cholinesterase 1-like. Bases 117 to 1784 code for a protein of 555 amino acids. The transcript is spliced from 4 exons. NCBI's taxonomy places the organism in Eukaryota, Metazoa, Arthropoda, Insecta, Lepidoptera, Papilionidae. The record is from RefSeq and is a predicted model, not a curated record.